This is a messenger RNA of Pocillopora verrucosa, 4981 nucleotides long. Its product is annotated as SUN domain-containing ossification factor. NCBI's taxonomy places the organism in Eukaryota, Metazoa, Cnidaria, Anthozoa, Scleractinia, Pocilloporidae. Gene Ontology annotation, cellular component: membrane; cytoplasm. The record is from RefSeq and is a predicted model, not a curated record. Gene Ontology annotation, biological process: protein folding in endoplasmic reticulum.
GCCUGCUUCUGUCGCAAGACCCAGAUUUUGUAGUAGGAUGACUAAUCACAUUGCCCGCAUCCUUUCCUUCUACAAUUAUUUUUCAAUAUUUUGCAAAAUUUCACGGAUGUGUUGACAAAGGCUAUCGCGCUUCCGUUUUGCUAUGAAUUGUUUUCCAGCUUUAUUUAUUUCGCUUUUAUUCCUCAGUCUUAUCAGGCGACUUCAAGCCCCGAGUGGGAGCGAGAGAGCGUCAAGUAUUCCUGUACAACUAAAACUGGAAUUAUCACUUUCAUCCAAAUUGGAACUUUCCAAAAUAGAUGAUGUUAAACAGUCUGAAUCAUCCAAGGAUACACCAGUUCUACUGCAACAAUCAUCAUCAGCUUUGCCUUCUUCCUCAUUACACCUCGAAGAGCUUCUUACUCCAAAGGUGGCUCCUGCCACUCCAAGCUAUGAUACAGAGUCUACUGCAACCACAAUCAUUGGUAGUACCAUUGCAUUUAAUCCACAGGCAAAUGGUCAUGUGUCAUCAUCUGUGAUCUUUAUUCCUCCCAGUAAUUCUGGUCAGGUUCAGGCAUCAGACCCCAUGGUUGGUGUUGAGGAAAGAAGUCACUUUGAGCCUUUCCCUACAAAAGAACCAGAAGUUUUGAUAUCAGUUCUGGACACUGCCCCUCCAACUCCAAUCAGUAACACACCAGUUCCCACUCCACCUACUCCAGCUGCAGUUGCAAAGGAAGAUGAAGACAGCAUUACAGCUGAUUUAAACCAGGCAGAGGAAGAAAAUAAACCAAAGGAAGAUGAGAUGCCAUCAUUUGAUGAAUUCAAAAGGAGAGUUUUGCAAGAAGAAGAAGAAAAGAGCAAACAACAGACUGCCCAGAAUACUAGUGGAACUGCACACAAACCCAAACCCAAAAAGGUAAAGGAGAGAAAACAGAGCAACUAUGCAUCUGUGGAUUGUGGUGCCAAGAUUCUGGAUCACAAUAAGGAGGCUUCUAAUGCUGACAGUGUUUUAGUGGAGAACAAAGACUUGUAUAUGUUAAAUCCAUGCAGUGCUAAAGUGUGGUUUGUUGUUGAGCUUUGUGAUGUAGCUCAUGUUAAGAGCAUUCAGAUUGCAAACUUUGAACUGUUCUCUUCAACGCCAGAAAGCUUUCGGGUUUAUGUCAGCACAAGGUAUCCAACAAGAGAAUGGACAAUGCUUGGAACCUUUGAGGCUCGCGAAGAACGAUCAAUACAAACAUUUCCUUUAGAUGAACCAAUUUAUGCCAAGUACCUUAAGGUUGAGAUGUUGAGUCACUUUGGUUCAGAACACUAUUGUCCACUUAGUCUUCUGCGUGUUCAUGGCAGUAGCAUGAUGGAAGAGCUUGAAGAUCAUGAGAUUGGGGGACAAGAUGACACUGAGAACUCAGAGAGUGAACAAGAUAUUCCAGUCUUGCCUCCUGAACCCGGGUCAAAGGCUCAAGAUGAACCCAAAGAGCCAAACUUCCUUGAGCGCGCUGCUGAUACUGUUAUGAAUAUUGUCAAGAAAAUUGCUGGAAAGGAGGAUGAAAAUAGAAAUGGUAGUGAAAAAGGAGAGCAGUAUGAUCAUCCCUUAGAAUCUGUUACCAGUGGUGGGACAGCUUCCAGUGAGAUUGAAUCCAAAUAUAAACAUAAAAUUGUUACUCUUGUUGGUCAUGAAGAACUUGAAGAAAACCAAGUGGAAAACAAGACUAAUAAUGGCAGCAAUACUCUGGUAAAAGAACAUCAUGAAGACAAGAGGACUUCUCAUACACAAGAACAAAAACCCAUAUCUGUUAACAGUAGCAGUCAAAAGACCUCACUGUGCGAGGAUACGGAAAGUGAUUCUAAAUCAAAAACAACGUGUCCAGCUUUGACUCCUUGUCAGUCGUUUGCCCAAGUGAUAGGCCAAUAUUGUUUAGGAUGUUUCAUGGGACAAUUGUUGUUCUCCAAGAGUGGAUAUCAGAAGUCUACAUUCCUAAUGAAUGCUGUAAAGGAUAAAAGAACUAAUCUAAGUCCCAUUCAGAAAUCAAAAUCUGGUGAGAAAGACGAUGAUUCCUCUGAAAGCCAACAAGAAGGAGAACAAGGAGAAUGGGACAAACUGGUGAUACAGGACAACAGCAAAGAAAAGAAAUCUGUGACUGAAAGUAUCAUGCAGCAGAAUGCCCCAUCUGAAGAAAAAAGUCCACAAUUAUCUGUCAACAUUCCCAGCUCAUCCCCCAGCAAUUUGGAUGGAAAAAGUGGAGUUACUGUUUCUAGUCUGUUAAAUGUUGAAGAUACUGUCUCUGUCUCCUCCAAAAUUGUAAAACCUAGUUACUCAGGGAGCCCUUUGGAUGUGAAAGGUGAAAUAUCCGACAUCAAAACACCUUCACUGGGGAAAAUUUCAGUUGUUUCCGAAGCACCUUUGAAUUCUGUGCAGUCAUCAUCUUCUUCCUCUGUGACACUUCAAAGUUUAGAGUUACCUGUCAUUAAAGAACCCGAAGGCAGUAACAGUCUAGAACCAGUAGAUGGUAAUAAUGUACAGGAACUAACCACUCAUGGAAGUUUGUCAUCAGUUAGUCUGUCAUCUACCCAUGACAGGGAGCCUACCUUGUUAGUACAGAAGAAUAGGUUUAAAGAAGUCCCAGAAUCUUCUCAGUCAGAUGUGAACCCUUUUCUUAAAGCUGAAGAGAAGAAGGAGCCUGAUACACCAGAUGAAUUAAGGGGAAAUAAAGACAAUGAAGUCAGUGCAACACCAACAGAAUGUAAAUCUCUAAAUUCUCUACACACUGUGCCAUUUUCAUCUCCAGAUAUUGAUGUCUUGGAGACAAAACUCACUGAUAAAGAAGGGCGAGAAGGAACUGCUCAGCUGCCUGAAGAAACUCAGGCUGAGAAAGACAACCUUUUACCAAAUGAGAAAGGUGAAUCAAAAGAUAAAGAAGGGCAGGUGACUGAUUUUUCAAACAAGAUUGUAGAACCUGAAGAGUCAGGAGACAAAGGGAUUCUUCCUAACAUGGAAAGCCAGGAUAGAGUUGAUAUUAGUGAAAGCACAUUAUCAAAUACAGUGGGGGAGUCCCAAAGUGUCAGUCCAACAGCUCAGCCUCGGGCUGGGUCUAUAACUGACCCUGGUGACCAGUCUGAGUCUGUUCUUCCAUUGCCAGCUCCCCCUGUAGCUAGUGCAAGUAGCCAUGAAUUUAUUGCUGCAGCUUCAUCAGACACCAAUCUGGAUGCCACCAUGCUUAGUAAAACACAACACCAAGCAUCAGGCUCAUCAGCUGGUGUGGCGUCAGCAGUUGGUUCUGGAGUACAUAAGGAGUCGAUUUUUGUGCGACUUAGCAACAAGAUCAAGGCCUUAGAGCAGAACCUCAACAUGAGCACUCUUUACAUGGAACAGCUAAAUCAGAGGUACCGGAAAUCACUGGAUGAUCUUCAAAAAAGCUCGGACAAAAAAGUUGCCUUGUUGACAAAUGCCACAAAGAAAGCAGAAACUGUGAUUAACAACCAAAAGGAACAAAUUGCCAAACUGCAGUCUGAGCUUGGUAAUCUUACCAGUAUGAUGGUGGAAAUGAAGGCUCGCAUGGAUCCUCUAAACAAGGAAGUUAUGGAGAGGCAUGUGAUUGGUCUGUGUAUAGAGAUUGCUUUGAUCUUGUUCUUGUUUUUGGUGUUUACUAAGAGGAACAACAAUAAUAACAACAACAACAUUCCUGAGGCCCGAGGGGAGUCUGGACACUUUGUGAAUGGCAAGGGCCCCCCUAGGUUUGCAAUCGAAGAGGAUCAUAACAAGACCAGUACAAUCCACACAACAGCCUGUCUCAGUGGAAGAGAGCAGCUCCUUCGUAGUUUUGGAAAGCCCUCAGAACCGGAGUCUGUCGGUUCUAGUAAUAUUGCAGAUGGUCAUGAGAACAAACUAAACAAGGCAGAACCGUUCAAUUCUAAUGACAGUAAGAAGAGACGUAACCGCAAACGCAAAGUAUCCAGUCUCGAGCCUCCCUCAGACAGUACUUCUUGUGCUGACACGCCUAGUCCUGGUAGUUUUCUCAGUCGAACCGCUGGCUUACUCUUCUCGAGUGCUCGUGGACUCUUUGGUAGUUUUCACAAUCCAUGGAAAUUGAAGAAGCCAUCGACUGUGCAUAGCGAUCCUAUCCUCUCUACAAGAUCGGGAGACAGCCUCGUUGGUGAAACGGAAAGACUGAGGCAUCCUGUGCUAUUAAGAGCUAGGAGUUUAGACUCAGUUCCAGAGGAGACACCUUCACAAAGACUUGCACCUCCGCCCACACCACCCCCUCUCUCACCGGAGUUUGGGGUCGUGUUUAAGCGCCCCCCUGAUUGUUACUACUCCAAGAAGACCGGUGUUAGGAACAUAACCCCUGGCCCGAUAAAAUGUGGAAAAUAUGGCGUCUUAGAUUCCCAGAUGGCGUAACUUGGGCCCCUCGAAGACCACACCCAUUCUUCAACUUAUUUCGGCAGCACGUUUCACUGGCGAAGUUGAGGAAUGUGAUUGGUUUUCGAGGGAUUUCCGACAGAGAGAAAUGAAGAAAAGGAGAAAAAUGUCAUGGGGUGACCCUUCUUGAGCAGCCUUAGAAAUUUUACUCAACUUGGAAUGAAGGAAUCGAUUAUCGGGAGCUGAAGCUUAAAAGAACUUUCUCUUAUCAGCCUUAAAAGGUGGAUAGAAAUCUUAUAUUUUUGCUGAAAUGCGUAUAAGGCUUGGUAGACUAGCUACCAAUUGAGUAAAAUUGUAUUCAGUGGGCCAUUUUCAUAGACCAAAGAACUCAGUAAUAUUGAGGAGUUCGUUUAGACCAAAUAUAUCUCUAAAAUGCUGCGUGUAAAUGUUCUUUCUAGGAAAGCAGUAUUCAAAUGGUAAAGUCAGUUUUUGCAGCAAAAUGAAUUUGUAUAGGUAAACCAAAAUGUGUCAUAGGUAAUACAAAAAGGAAAUUCCGCAAUUGGUAUCAAGAAGUAAUAUAUAUUUUCAUAUUUAAGACAGAAUUGGUACAAGUUAAGAUAAUAUUAAAUUAGUAGGAAAAAUAAAAGAGGC